This is a messenger RNA of Hydra vulgaris (swiftwater hydra), 4461 nucleotides long. Its product is annotated as band 3 anion transport protein. Gene Ontology annotation, molecular function: solute:inorganic anion antiporter activity; monoatomic anion transmembrane transporter activity. The record is from RefSeq and is a predicted model, not a curated record. Lineage: Eukaryota; Metazoa; Cnidaria; Hydrozoa; Anthoathecata; Hydridae. Gene Ontology annotation, biological process: monoatomic anion transport; transmembrane transport; bicarbonate transport. Gene Ontology annotation, cellular component: plasma membrane.
GCGAAAAAAAAAAUCGGUUUCAUCAGUAAAAAAAGCUUUGUUUUCGAUUUUUAAACGAAAAGGGUUAAGACUUGUGAUUGUCAGAUAAAGGGGACUUAUGGCUUGUCGCAGUCUUAUUUUUUCAAAGAUUUAUCAAGUCAAAUUGAAAUUAUAGCCAAAUGAGAGAAGACCUGCAUUAGUUUUUCUAGUGACGCAAUUAAAAGGGAGCUGAGCCACAUCUGAAAUCUUAAAAUUCGUCGUUUAAGUUCAUCAAAUAUGUUAAAAUGGAAGAUAGCGUUGAUAUCACUACAAAAAAAGAAUCUCACAAUGAAGGACACCAGUCUGAUAAUGAAGUUGAUAAUAAUGUUAGCCAAAAAUUUCAGUCAUGUGAAGCUAAUGUAAAUAACACUAUUGAAAAACUGGGAAGUUUAAAAGACUGUUUUAUCAUUUCUAAUAUAAAUAAUUGUGAUGAAAAAUAUUCCUCUGUCAAGAUUAGAGAUAUGGAGAACCCAGAAGAAUGUAUUGCAGAACAAGGAAAAGACUCUUUAGACAAAGCAAUUUGUGAAUCAUCAUUUAUAGAUGAAUCACAAAUUUUAAACAUUCAGGAAGAUAGCCUUAUAAAACCUGAACAGUUUGAUCCCAAAGACUACAUUUCAAAAUCUAUAAAUACUCAUAAACAUAUAUCUGAAAUAUUUCUUGACACACCAGUAAAUUUUAGUGGAGUUGUUUUAGAUAGAUCUUUCUUAACUGAAAGUUGUACAACAAAUGAUACAGAAGAAGAGAAGCAAGGGUUAUGGUUUAAAGAUGAUCUGUUGAAAUCAUCUGAUCUGGUAUGCAUGAAUAAUCAUUGUAAUAAAGAAGAAUACGAUAAAAUACUAUCAUACGAACAUGAGUUUGCUGUCCCAACAAUUAUUGAACCACUGAAUAUGUCUUUAGACAAAAAAAUAGCUUAUUCUGAUUUCAAUUUUGAUGAAACAGAUUUUAAAGAUCGCCGAAGUUCAUCAAUAAAUCAAAUUAAAUUUAAAAAGAAAAAGAGAAAGCAUGAAAAUAUAAAAAAGAUUAAAAGAAUUACGCAUAAUUCUAGAAAUGAACAGAGGACAGAUGAAGUGUUUAUUAAAGAGAAUGCAAAAACAUUUGUGGUGAAAAAAAGGGAUGAUGAAAAAAGUAUAGACUUGGAACAAAAAGGAGGCCAUGAUAAUGAGAAGAUAAGCAAAUUAUCAAUAGUAAAUGAAUUAAGCAAAUCAAACUCAGAUGCCACUUGCAUUGGGUCAAACAGAAGAAAACAUUCAAAAAAGACAGUUCAUAACAAGAAACGUCAUGUACGUCAUCAUCAACAUCAAAUUUUUGGUUCUCAAGAAAAUUCACUUGAAUCACGAAUUCUCUCUGGAAUUAGAACUCUCAAAGAUGAGCAUCGUGCAAUUCAAGAACUAACAUCAGAAAUUAAAAAAGAUUUCCGCAAAGAAGAAAUCGAUGAAAUAUAUAGUCAUCGGUAUGGUUAUUUUGCUGGUGUAAGCAGGCAACUUUAUGGUAAACAUGCAUCAAAAUCUGGAAUGACAACUCACAUAAAUAUUGAAAAGUUUGAUAAUUCAAAAAAAGUUUUUGACAAACCUGAUGUUCAUAUUAGAAUAAUUGAUGAUCUUAAUUUAUCUCCCAGAGAAGGUUUUGUCGAGCUUGAAGAACUUACAGCUACAGAUAAUAAUGAAUUUCAAUGGAAAGAAAGAGCUAGAUGGCUUAAGUUUGAGGAGGAUAUAGAAAAAAAUGAACGUUGGGGUAAACCACAUGUUGCUUCGCUAUCGUUUCGAAGUUUGUUAGAAUUGAGGAGAGGAGUUGAAAGAGGUACAGUAUUGUUGAAUUUGGAAAGUUAUGACUUGCCAAGUAUAUUUGAAAGUGUAGUUGACAACAUGAUAAUAACAGAUCAGGUGCAUCAUUCAAUGCGCGACAAACUUAUAUCUAUCUUACUUUCCAAGCAUUGCCAUCAACAUCAGCGCACAGCUGGAUUAAGACCCAAAUAUUCUGCAAGCAUCUCGAGCAUGGCAAAUGAACUGGUAAUCAAAAAUAGUUUAAAUAAUGACAAGCUAGAAGAAUCUGAUAUAGUUGAAGCUGAUCAUGUUGGUUUUGUAGAUAGCAGUAAUCAAAAAAAAAAGCUAAAAAAAAUAUAUUCUGAUGAUGGUUGUGUAAGUAAAAAACCAAAUGCCUAUAACAGGCAACUUUCAUUACCUUCAUUUGGAAAUAAUGUAUUAAAAAAAACAAAUAGUUCCGUUGGUGGAGAGGAUGGAGGAUUCUUGAAGUUAUCUUCAAUGAAAUUCCGACCUAUCAUAGAUAAUUCCGAUGAAUCUAAUAAAGAAUCGGAUAUUAAAACAAAGAUCCCAGAUGGAGCGGAAUCAAGCUCUGUUCUAGUAGCCACUAUUGAUGAUCUUGAUAGACCAGCAAUGGCUUUUGUUAGGCUUUCUAAAGGUUGCAUGUUAGGCAACUUAUCUGAAGUUAAUAUUCCUACUCGAUUUCUUUUUUUGAUACUUGGUCCAUCAUCUUCAUUGGAUUAUUAUGAAAUAGGAAGAUCUAUAGCCACUUUAAUGUCUGACAAGAUAUUCCAUGACCUGAUAUACACAGCUAAAAAUCGGGAUGAUAUUUUAGAUGCCAUGAAUUCUUUUUUGGAUGAUAGUGUUGUGCUUGCUCCUGGAGAUUGGGACAGACAUUUGCUAUUACCACUUCUUCAAGCAGAGAUUACUGAAAAAAAACAACAACGUAUUAAACUUAUGAAAGAAAAAGGUACAUAUAAGCAUGAUGAGGAUCUUUUUUUGAGAACAUCAAGUUGGUUUGGUGGAUUAAAAAGAGAUUUUUUUAAAAAGGCUCAAUUUUACCGCUCUGACUUUUCAGAUGGCUUGAACAUUCGAUGUCUGGUCACUAUUAUAUUUGUAUUCUUUGCAACACUUGCUCCAACAAUUACAUUCGGAGCAUUGUUAGGAAAAAAAACAGAAGAUAAUCUUGGUGUUAUGGAAACUCUUAUAGCAACAGGUUUGUGUGGAAUAAUAUUCAGUUUAUUUGCAGGACAACCCCUCAUAAUCAUUGGCGCCACUGGUCCAAUUCUCGUAUUUGAGCAAGCAACUUAUAUGCUGUGUCAGUACUUUCACCUUGACUUUUUAAUAUGGCGUUUAUAUAUUGGUUUAAUGGUAAUGGUCAUUCUCUGGGUAGUGGUAGCACUAGAAGGUUGCUUCCUUGUCGAAUAUUUUACAAGAUUUACUGAAGAAGUUUUUAGCGUUCUUAUUUCGUUGCUUUUUUUAUAUGAAGCAUUCAGUUUUAUUUUUGAUACUUUUAAAGAAAAAAAAAUAGAUGUUGCUAAAAAUGUUUCUUUUUAUAAUGAAACUUUUUGUUCAAUAAAAACUGGUGAUAGUGAGCUGAAUAUUGGACUAAUCUCUUUGUUACUUGUAAUUGGAACAUUAUUUAUAGCACAAAAAUUACGUCAAUUGCGCAAUAGUCACUUUUUUUCCAGCAAUUCUCGUAGAGUUUUGAGUGAUUUUGGUGUUCCUAUAGCAAUGAUCCUCAUGGUAGUUUUGAACAGUUUUAUUAAAGAUGUGGAAAUUCCAAAAAUAAAAAUGUCCAGUUCUAUUAAACCAACGUCAAAAAACAGAACAGCGUUUUUUGUCAAUCCUGUAGGCUCUGAUAUUAAAGUUGGAUGGAUAGCUUUUGCAGUUGUACCUGCUAUUUGCGUUAGCAUUUUAUUGUUCAUGGAAACUGAACUAACAGGUGUAUUAUUAAAUAAACGAAAAAAUAAGCUUCGUAAGAGCGGUGGAUAUAACUUAGAUAUUUUUAUCAUGGGUGGAUUAACUGGAUUAUGUUCUAUUCUUGGGUUGCCAUGGAUGUGUGCUGGUUCAGUAAUGUCUAUUCAACACCAAAAUGCACUUGCAAUUCUUAGUAGAACCCAUGCUCCUGGUGAAAAACCAUAUUUAUUACAAAUAAAGGAACAGCGCCUAACAAAUCUAUGUAUUCAUGUGAUAAUAGGUUGCUGCAUUUUUGCAGAAUAUUUAAUUUCCAAGAUUCCAUUGGCUGUUUGUUUUGGAGUAUUUAUGUAUCUAGGCAUUGCUUCACUAUCAGGUAUACAGUUUGUUGAGCAAAUAAAACUGAUUUUUGUACCAAUGAAGUAUCAUCCUAACAAGAAAUAUCUUCGAAUGGUGAGAUUCCGUAGCAUGGUCACAUAUACUUUCAUACAAGUUUUUUGUCUAUGUGUGCUUUUUGGCAUCAAGUUAAGCCCAGUGGCUCCACUUUUUCCAUUCGCUAUUAUGAUUAUGGUAUUCCUUCGAAGGUUUUUAACAAGAGUUUAUAAAGACGAGGAACUUAAAGAGCUCGAUAAUGAAGAUGAUCACGAGGAGUUUGAAGAAUUUGAUGAAUAUGGGACGUCGUUAUCGAUGUAAAAUUAUGUAACAUUGACUUUUUUCAAGAUUGGAAAAAGUAAAAGUUUAUUUAAAAUUUUUCUUUCAUCGUCUAUAA